AUGUCACAACAACCUAGUGAAAAUAAAUUAUGGGGUGGUCGAUUCACUGGCGCCACUGAUCCAUUAAUGGAUUUAUACAAUGCUUCAUUACCUUAUGAUAAAGUUAUGUAUGAUGCAGAUUUAACUGGUACUAAAGUAUAUACUCAAGGAUUGAACAAAUUAGGAUUAAUUACCACUGAAGAAUUGAAUCUGAUUCAUCAAGGUUUAGAACAAAUUAGACAAGAAUGGCAUGAUAAUAAAUUUAUUAUUAAAGCUGGUGAUGAAGAUAUUCAUACUGCUAAUGAACGUAGAUUAGGAGAAAUCAUUGGGAAAAACAUUUCUGGUAAAGUUCAUACUGGUAGAUCCAGAAAUGAUCAAGUUGCUACUGAUAUGAGAAUUUUUGUUCGUGAAUCAUUACUUAAUUUAAGUAAGAUUUUACAUCAAUUCAUUACAGCAAUUCUUGAACGAGCUCAUAAAGAAAUUGAUGUAUUAAUGCCUGGUUAUACUCAUUUACAAAAAGCUCAACCUAUUAGAUGGGCUCAUUGGUUAAGUUCAUAUGCAACUUAUUUCACUGAAGAUUAUAAACGUUUACAAGAAAUCAUUACUCGUGUUAAUCAAUCUCCAUUAGGAUCUGGUGCUUUAGCUGGUCAUCCCUACGGUAUUGAUCGUGAAUUUUUAGCUAAAGGAUUAGGAUUUGAUGGUGUUAUUGGGAAUUCUUUAACUGCAGUUUCUGAUCGUGAUUUUGUUGUUGAAAGUUUAUUUUGGAGUACAUUAUUUAUGAAUCAUAUUUCUCGAUUUUCAGAAGAUUUAAUUAUUUAUUCUAGUGGUGAAUUUGGAUUUAUAAAGUUAGCUGAUGCUUACUCUACUGGUUCAUCAUUAAUGCCACAAAAGAAAAAUCCUGAUUCAUUAGAAUUAUUACGUGGGAAAAGUGGCAGAGUGUUUGGUCAGUUAUCUGGGUUUUUAAUGUCAAUUAAAUCCAUUCCAUCAACCUAUAAUAAAGAUAUGCAAGAAGAUAAAGAACCAUUAUUUGAUGCAUUGACUACCGUAGAACAUUCAAUUUUAAUUGCUACUGGUGUGAUUUCUACUUUACUGAUUGAUAAACAAAAUAUGGAAAAAGCUUUAACUAUGGAUAUGUUAGCUACUGAUUUAGCAGAUUAUUUAGUUAGAAAAGGUGUUCCAUUUAGAGAAACUCAUCAUAUUUCUGGUGAAUGUGUUAGAAAAGCUGAAGAAGAAAAAUUGUCGGGAAUUGACCAAUUAUCAUUUGAACAAUUUCAACAAAUUGAUUCACGUUUUGAAAAAGAUGUUAUGGAAACUUUUGAUUUUGAAGCUAGUGUGGAAAGAAGAGAUGCUAUUGGUGGUACUGCUAAGAGCGCUGUUUUAAAACAGUUAGAAAAUUUGAAAUCAAUUUUAAAUUAA
Molecule: messenger RNA, 1395 nt
Organism: Candida dubliniensis CD36
Lineage: Eukaryota; Fungi; Ascomycota; Pichiomycetes; Serinales; Debaryomycetaceae
Gene: ARG4
Product: argininosuccinate lyase
Exons: 1
Coding region: 1-1395 (464 amino acids)
Cellular component (GO): cytosol
Molecular function (GO): argininosuccinate lyase activity
Source: RefSeq, a predicted model, not a curated record